Messenger RNA from Carassius auratus (goldfish), 4399 nucleotides. Its product is annotated as transcription factor Sp2-like. The transcript is spliced from 8 exons. Bases 963 to 2753 code for a protein of 596 amino acids. NCBI's taxonomy places the organism in Eukaryota, Metazoa, Chordata, Actinopteri, Cypriniformes, Cyprinidae. The record is from RefSeq and is a predicted model, not a curated record. Gene Ontology annotation, molecular function: DNA-binding transcription factor activity, RNA polymerase II-specific; RNA polymerase II cis-regulatory region sequence-specific DNA binding. Gene Ontology annotation, biological process: regulation of transcription by RNA polymerase II.
AGGAAUUAUAAACGUUGGUGUUUAUACUACUAUGUUACUUUCUUAAACAUUUUCUCGAGCGAAUGGAACCGAUGUGUAUUUUAUGUCGUAACUAGAACGCACAAGUAAAAAAAAAAACAUGCGUAUCACGGCGAUUGUACCAAAUGCACACUUCCGGAAUCACGGUUCUUUUCCGCAGCGAAGAGUUUAUCUGGCUAUAGUUAGCACUUUAGCAUGCUAAGCCAGCAGUUUCCUUCUCCAUCAGUGCACUAUUGAGUUUGUCUGCCUGCAGACAGAAUAACCUUUGAAUAGCGCACUGCGUGCUCAUAGAAAGACGUAAAUGUGUAAACGGCUGACUAAGACAUGAUAUAAUAUGAGGUUAAAUAGUUAUUUUAGAGAAUUCAUGUAGCAUAGCUCAACCACUUGCAGGCAUCUGACGUGUAGCCCGUUAGCGUUAGCCGCUGGCUUCAGUCUAAAGCUUUAACUAAACUGUAUGUUGCUUUUAUAUAAGAUUAAAAAUAUCACUCUCUUCCCUCCAACCACGAAUUUUGCUGUAAAUACACAAACGUUGGUUACCAGCGGCUGUGCUCAGAUUUUCAGCCUGAUUAACUUGUUAUGACAACAAGAGGCAAAACCGUUAAAAUAUGAUGGCAAAAACGUAACGUUACUGUGGUUUAAUAUUCCUAGACUUGCUGUGAUUUUUGAUCCAGGUCAUAUAAAUGUGAAUAAGCGGUUCAUUUAGCUAGAUUUGACUGGCAAUUAGCGAGCAAGUGUUUGUUUGGGUUAGGAUCGGGGUCAAUGGGGUCAAUGCUGGUGUUUACCAUAGAUGUAUCUCUCUCAGUCCUUGUUCUGACGAAGCCCAGCACUUCAGGACCAGGAUUGAGAACAUCUUAUGGUGUGCUAUUAGUGGAUUGAGUAUUAAAGCCUGUCCCGCUGAAUCACUCCUCUCCAGGGUUUAGAUUACAACAGAUCAAAAGGACAGUAUGGCCACCACUGUCGCAGUCAGCCCCAGUGAAUAUCUCCAGCCCUCCACCAACACCUCUCAAGAUUCCCAGCCCUCCCCGCUGGCACUUCUGGCGGCUACCUGCAGUAAGAUCGGGCCUCCGGCCGCCCAGGCCCCAGUCAGCACGCCACCAUCUCAGCCAACCACGCGCCGUCUGCACCCCAUCAAGCCCGCUCCUAUUGCCCCGGCUCCACCCAAAAACCUUGGAUUCCUCUCAGCAAAGGGAAAUGUUAUCCAGCUGCCCGCUGGACUUGGUUCGUCAGGGGCCAGCCCUUUUGUCUUCACUAUUCAGAGCCCUACACGUCCAGCAGGCACAUCCACUGCCAACAUCCAGUACCAAGUGAUUCCUCAGUUCCAGGGGUCUCAGACCAUUCAAAUGAUGCCUCAGGGAGGACAGAUCCAGAUCAUCCCCGGAACCAACCAGGCCAUCAUCACCUCACCCGUCACAGUUCAGACCGCCACACCAGCCCCGCCACCUCUGGCCCCGGCCCCCCAGCAGAAGACGCUGGCGAUCAAGCCGUCUUCUCAGAAGCGGCGGCAGAAUAAUGCCAGCAUAAAUGCUAACUUUGUACGGCUCCCUAGUGGACUCACACUCCCACUCAAUGUUAGUACGAGUGAGAUUAUUACAGAGACUGCUGCCGCUCCAGUGAAGGGAAAGAGGGGGAGGAAGAGACAGGUGGCUAUAGCUCCGCCCACUCCAAACCCUCAACCGAACUCACCGCCACCUGUAGCUGAACAAGUCGAAACCUUGCUAAUAGAGACCACAUCCGACAACAUCAUUCAGGCAGGAAAUAACUUCCUGAUCGUGCAGAGUCCAGGGGGGGGUCAGCCUGCUGUGGUGCAGCAGGUGCAGUUGCUUCAGCAGAAAUCAGAUCAGCAGGUCGUUCAGAUCCCCCCGCAGGCUCUAAAAGUUGUACAGGCCGCCUCUGCCACACUUCCCCCUGUACCACAGAGACAGACAGUCACGCCCAGUGUGCAGGUGCCCUCCCCAGAACACACACAGUUGCUGUUUAAAACGGCCUCAGGUGAAUGGCAGGCUGUACAGAUACAGGAGACAACAGUUAGCACACCAACAACACCCACCAGCACGCCCACCCCUGCCAUGGUCACUAAAAAGGCUCAAACAGGGACAAGGAAAGAAAGGACUCUCCCUAAGAUCGCCCCGGCUGGAGGGGGGCUGAUAACACUGAACGCAGCCCAGCUGACAUCUGCUGCUCAGGCAGUUCAGACCAUCAAUAUUAAUGGUGUCCAGGUGCAGGGUGUUCCUGUGACAAUCACCAACGCUGGGGGCCAGCAGCAUCUCACGGUGCAGACGGUUCCAGGUGCGGGUCUGCAGCUGGGCGGUGUGCAGACACAGACGCAGACCAUGCAGGUGGAACAGACGCAGACACUCGCACUGGAACUGCAGAGUCAGCCAGGAGAGAAAAAGCGGCGCAUGGCCUGCACCUGUCCAAACUGCAAAGACGCAGAAAAGAGGCCAGGAGAGGUGGGGAAGAGAAAACACAUCUGCCACAUAGCAGGCUGUGAAAAGACCUUUCGAAAGACUUCGCUGCUGCGGGCGCAUGUCCGACUGCACACGGGAGAGAGACCCUUUGUGUGCAGCUGGGUCUUCUGCGGGAAACGAUUCACACGCAGUGACGAGCUGCAACGACACGCCAGGACACACACGGGAGACAAACGCUUUGAGUGCAACAAGUGUCAGAAACGUUUCAUGCGGAGUGACCACCUCACAAAGCAUUACAAAACACACAUCAACACAAAGAGCCUGUGAACGUCGCCUUUCACAGGCUUUCGAGAACUUGAUGGGGAUCAGAAAGAAAAACGCUGUUCCCAGGGCUUGUGAGAUGGGAGCAUUCCCUGGAAGAUCACCUGAUUUCACCAGCCGUUUCAGGGUAAACUACACUUCUUUUUACUCCCCCUCAUCAACAGAGGAACGCUGGCUGGCCGUAAAGUGUGGCCCUCAACUGGGAUUCAUGAAGAACAUGGAUGCCAGUUGUGUUUUGGCUAAUUCCUCUGUAAUACAGAGCAGAAAAGACCUCUGUCUUGGCACCAACAGACACUCGAAACCGCUACUUUUCCCCCUGCACUUAAACUUUUUCACAUGUUUUUGGUUGUUUUAGCUAAACCAAGCCCCUCACAUGAAGUGUAGCAGCUAAUGGACAGUGUUUCCUGGCUUUUAUUGUGUAAAUGUUUGUUUUCAUGCGUACAAACAUACAUUUGUACAUACUAUGGCAAAUUUGAAUACAAAAGUGACGCUUCGGACAAACUCUUUGACCCAGUUCAAUUAUAAUCAGUUGAUAAAUGUUGUUUUUUUUUUAAGUCUGCUUUGGAAUUUUAAACAGAAGCUUGAAACUUUGUAUAACUUUAGUUGGUUGUUUUUAAUAUUAGUGGUUUGGAAAUGAAAUAUUUGGCUUUUACAUACUUGGCCAUGUUAGACUAUCAUGUUUUAUAUAGAGGAGAUAAACAGGAGGGUAAAUAUCUUGGGACUUGCUACCGAAAAAAAGCUGAAAUGGCAUUGGAUGUAUGCAGGUUGUGUCUUUAUUAAAACACUGCAAAUGUGUCCGUAAAAAAAAAAUCGGUAAAGAAAACCUUGUGUGUAAAUGUUCUUGUGUAAAGCAGGAUGAAGUGUCUCACAAAACAGGACGCAGUGUAAUGAAAAUGUGAUUGAAUGCUUUAUUUCAUUGAAGGUACUUGUAAGUCCAUACCGAUGGAUUUAAUGGUUCGCUAAAUUCAGUCAUUCCUUUCAAGUUCAUCCAAGUUUUUGUCCAAGCUCUCUAAAAGAGGCCUUAAGAAGAAAAAGAAAUCUGUGCUCAUGUAUGUUUGUAUAGUGUCUGAGUUGUAUUUGGGUGUAAAAUGUAGGAUAAUUGUUACACAAACGUGUAUUGGCUAUUGCUGCCAAACAUGAGAGAUAUGGACUGUGUACAGUGUAAAUGAGAAGGAAAACACAAUGUUGUAUAGUUUCAUUCCUAAUAGAUUACCCUUUUUAUUGACUAAAAGUUGCCUUAGUCUGCAGCACCCCAUAUUUAAAGAGAUUUGUCUUUUUCCAGGGAACUGCAUUUGUAGACCUGCUUUAAUUAUUAAUAUUAUUUUUUUUUUGUUUCCUUUUAUUCAUUUUUGUCUAACUUAUAAAGUGUGAAGAAAUGCCAAUUUAUGUGCACUGACCAAAUUCAGGGUUUUCACUGAGUGGGUAAUACAAUUUUUUUGGUUCAUGUACCUACAUCUGAUUUGACAGAAUAAAAAGUUCUUUAUCUAUCCUUGAUAAACCCCACAUUUAAAGAGCCCUGGUUUUGAAAAUCGGUAGGUAACCCUGUGUUUGUAUAACUUGUAUUGAGGAGCUUAGACCAGAGAACUUGCUAUCUUUUUCUACAGUCAGACCACCGCUCCCACUCACCCAAUAAAGCAUAACACAAAACACAA